Messenger RNA from Marmota flaviventris (yellow-bellied marmot), 3549 nucleotides. The record is from RefSeq and is a predicted model, not a curated record. Lineage: Eukaryota; Metazoa; Chordata; Mammalia; Rodentia; Sciuridae.
GUUUUUAAAGUUUUUGUUUCUUUUUAUAAAAAAAUGUCUUGUUGCGCCGUGUUUGCUCGACUGAAAGUUUCCUCAUCCCUUGGUGAGACCCUCCUCUAAUUCAAUCUUUGUCUUUUGUCUUUGCUGCCUUGCAGGGUUGGUACAGUAGGCUUCACUAGACUUAGCUGCAACUCAGAAUUUCUCCUCCAGCACCUGAGUAAAUGCUGAUGGUCUUGUGGAGUGUGGAUUAAGAGUACGAGCUAAGUUCUCAAAUCCCAAUUAAGAAGCGGAGGAAAAUUUAAACUGUCUCCUUCAAAGUUUAUCACAACCACCACCAUCAAGACAGCAAACCAAAGGACAAAGACUUUGACCUGCUGUGUUGCUCUGUAUAGUCCAGUUCACGUAUGGUUUACAGACUUGGCUGAGGUUACUAAUAAGUAAAAAAAAGUUGGACACUUCUGUCAUUUGGACGCUUUUAUUCACGAGUUACCAGAAUGAGGGCUGUUCUGGAGACAGCAGACAUUGCCAUAGUGGCCCUGUAUUUUAUCCUGGUGAUGUGCAUUGGUUUUUUUGCCAUGUGGAAAUCUAAUAGAAGCACCGUGAGUGGAUACUUCCUGGCGGGGCGCUCUAUGACCUGGGUAGCAAUUGGUGCCUCUCUGUUUGUGAGCAAUAUUGGGAGUGAGCACUUCAUUGGGCUGGCAGGAUCUGGAGCUGCAAGUGGAUUUGCAGUGGGCGCAUGGGAAUUCAAUGCCUUACUGCUUUUGCAACUUUUGGGAUGGGUUUUCAUCCCAAUUUACAUCCGGUCGGGGGUAUACACCAUGCCUGAAUACUUGUCCAAGCGAUUUGGUGGCCAUAGGAUUCAGGUCUAUUUUGCAGCCCUGUCUCUGAUUCUCUAUAUCUUCACCAAGCUCUCAGUGGAUCUGUAUUCGGGUGCCCUCUUUAUCCAGGAGUCUUUGGGUUGGAACCUCUAUGUGUCUGUCAUCCUGCUCAUUGGUAUGACUGCUUUGCUGACUGUCACCGGAGGCCUUGUUGCAGUGAUCUACACAGACACUCUGCAGGCUCUGCUCAUGAUUGUUGGGGCACUCACACUUAUGAUUAUUAGCAUGAUGGAGAUUGGUGGGUUUGAGGAAGUUAAGAGAAGGUACAUGUUGGCCUCACCUAAUAUCCCUUCCAUCUUGUUGACAUACAACCUAUCAAACACAAAUUCUUGUAACGUCUACCCUAAGAAAGAAGCCCUAAAAAUGUUGCGGGAUCCAACAGAUGAAGAUGUUCCAUGGCCCGGAUUCAUCCUUGGGCAGACCCCAGCCUCAGUGUGGUACUGGUGUGCUGACCAAGUCAUCGUACAAAGGGUCCUGGCAGCCAAAAACAUUGCUCACGCCAAAGGCUCUACUCUUAUGGCUGGCUUCUUGAAGCUUCUGCCAAUGUUUAUCAUAGUUGUCCCAGGAAUGAUUUCCAGGAUACUGUUUACUGAUGAUAUAGCUUGCAUCAACCCAGAGCACUGCAUGCAAGUGUGUGGAAGCCGAGCUGGGUGCUCCAAUAUUGCUUACCCACGCCUGGUGAUGAAGCUUGUUCCUGUGGGCCUUCGGGGGUUGAUGAUGGCUGUGAUGAUUGCAGCUCUAAUGAGUGACUUGGACUCUAUAUUUAACAGUGCCAGUACUAUAUUCACUCUUGAUGUGUACAAACUCAUCCGCAAGAGUGCAAGCUCCCGGGAACUAAUGAUUGUGGGGAGGAUAUUUGUGGCUUUUAUGGUGGUAAUCAGCAUAGCAUGGGUACCAAUCAUUGUGGAGAUGCAAGGUGGCCAGAUGUACCUUUACAUUCAGGAGGUAGCAGAUUACCUGACCCCCCCAGUGGCGGCCCUGUUCCUUUUGGCGAUUUUCUGGAAGCGCUGCAAUGAACAAGGGGCUUUCUAUGGUGGAAUGGCUGGCUUUGUUCUUGGAGCAGUCCGUUUGAUACUGGCCUUUGCCUACCGUGCCCCGGAGUGUGACCAACCUGAUAAUAGACCAGGCUUCAUCAAAGACAUCCAUUAUAUGUAUGUGGCCACUGCAUUGUUUUGGGUCACAGGACUCAUUACUGUAAUUGUCAGCCUUCUCACGCCACCUCCCACAAAGGAACAGAUUCGCACCACCACCUUUUGGUCUAAGAAGAACCUGGUGACAAAGGAAAGCUGCUCUCAGAAAGAUGAACCAUACAAAAUGCAGGAGAAGAGCAUUCUGCGAUGCAGUGAGAACAGUGAGGCCAUCAUCCAUGUCAUUCCCAAUGGGAAAUCUGAAGAUAGUAUUAAGGGCCUUCAGCCUGAAGAUGUCAAUCUUUUGGUGACCUGCAGAGAGGAGGGUAACCCUGUGGCUUCCUUGGGUCAUUCAGAGGCAGAAACACCGGUAGAUACUUAUUCCAAUGGGCAAGCGGCUCUCAUGGGUGAGAAAGAGAGAAAGAAAGAAACAGAGGAUAGAAGCCGGUACUGGAAGUUCAUAGACUGGUUUUGUGGCUUUAAAAGUAAGAGCAUCAGCAAGAGGAGUCUCAGAGACUUGAUGGAGGAGGAGGCUGUCUGUUUACAAAUGUUAGAAGAGACUCCACAAGUUAAAGUCAUACUGAAUAUUGGACUUUUUGCUGUGUGUUCUCUUGGAAUUUUCAUGUUUGUUUAUUUCUCCAUAUGAACUUAAGGAUAUGAUGAGACAUUUAACUUAAUACUGGUCUUUGGAAAAAAAUUAUGUAACUGUUGCAUCUCUCAGGCAUUGUUUACGCUGUAGGUUUUAGCCAAAUUUUACUUAGCAGAAAAUCAUCUAUUUGCAAGACUUUAUUUUCCCAGACAUGGAUUAAAGUAAAUCUUCAACUUUUAAAUGAAGCAAAACAGACUGAAAAGUUAAAAAAUGUGGUUUAAAAAUUUCCAUACCAAAGUAAGGAGAGACCAAUUAUUCUCAGAUAUCUUAGCACAUAAUAAAUGUUAAGGUAUCAUGAAUAAGAUAUUGUCUGCACUGCCAGGUCUUGGUAGACCUUAAUGCUGAAGUAGAAGAUUUGCUCAUUUCUAAGUUUUUUCUGUCUCCGUAAUUCGCACUACCAUUUAAAAAUACAAUAACUGAAUUUUACAUAUUGUAUAAUCAAUUAUGUUCUGAAACUCUAAUGUGUGGUAUGUAUUUCAAGACAGGUUAGUUUGCCAGGUUAAUUUUUGUGUGUGACUGUGGAUUCUGAUUGCCAAAAGAGAGGAAGAAUGUUAUUCUGUAGGUGUUUUUGUACCACCUGUAUGUGGAAUGUUGGGGGUGUGGGCUGAUCCGGUUCUUCCCCCACCUGUUUUUUCCUACUUUUCACUGAAAUUUAAUGAACCACAUAAUGAACACCAAGUCUGUUUAUAAAGUUACAUAUUCAAAUUGUAUUACUGAAUGAUUAUGGGGGGAAGUAAAAUAAAUGUUACUGAUGAUCCCCACCUUUAUUGACCAAAUUAAGGUGGUUUUUACAUAGUUUGAGAAUUACCAGCUUCCAAGCAGUGUUUGAUUAACUUUGUCAAGCAGAUGAUUAAUCAUACUUCAAUGAAUUUGACUUUUUUUCCUUGUCAUUUGAUAACAUUCUUUAUUAGUUAAA